GACAACAACAAUGCGGUUCUACGGAUUUUUCUUAAUACUUUUGGUGACAAGUCGCUCGUCGAUUUCUUUACUUGUUCCAGAAAUCCCAUCGUUCUUGAAGAUAUGUCAUCAAAGUGAUCCAUUCCUCGACGAUUGUAUAAUGCAAAGUGUCGUUUCCUUGAAACCGUAUUUAAAAAAUGGAAUAACAGCUCUUGGGAUUCCAACGUGUGAACCGCUUCGCUUAGAAGAAAUCCAAAUUGACCAAAGUUCCGGGCCAAUCUAUAUUCACGCGAGGUAUAACAACGUGUCCAUUUAUGGUGGCACUAACUUCGUACCUAAGAGCAUCAGCUUCGACUUAAACAAAAAUGUAGUACACCUGGAACUCUACAUUCCACGACUGGAAAUGGUAGCGAAUUACAUCAUGGAUGGUAGAAUUAUAAUGCUACCAAUCACAGGAAAUGGUAUCGGAUACGGAAACUUCACAGACAUCGAUGCCAUUGUCGCUCUACAGUUGGAACGUUAUCGUAACGAGAGAACAGGGUUGAUUCAUCAGAAGGUGGAGGACAUUUAUGUCGAUUUUGAGAUCGGCCAUGCCACUGUACGCUUAGAUAAUUUGUUCAACGGCGACGAAACGCUUUCAGCCGCCAUGAAUCUUUUCUUGAACGAGAACUGGAGCACGGUGAUAACGGAGAUAAGGCCGAAAUUGGAGGAGACCGUUGCCAUGUUGGUCACGAAUUUCACGAAUAAGAUUUUCUCGGUGUUUCCGGAGGAUGUAUUAUUGCCACCUUGAAGUAAAAUAUUAUAUAUUUUUUUUUCUCUCCUGUAAACACGUUAACGCGAUGUAUCGAUUGAUUUUGUAAGUUUUUCUAGAUUUUUAUAUCUUGUUUUUAAAUACUGUUUUCGAAGUUGUUAUAAAAUUACAAAUUGCAGUUAUUUCUAUUUUCUCUUAAAAAUUUCUAAACAUUUUUUCAAGAUAGUUUCCAGAUUUCUUUCAACGUUUCUCUAAUUAUUUGAAAAUACGUAAUUAGUAUUCGAUAAUUAAUUUUACAGUUUCCUACAACUCACGAGCCUAAACGAAGAUAACCGCACGACGAGUGUGUAAAUCGUAGAACAGCAUUGUAGGCGCUAAUAAAAGUCCUCGCUCAGUUUUAUACCGAAAGUAAAUCGUUAUAUCAUAUUCCUUGUAUUCUUAUUAGAAUUCUAUAAUAAAUGGGAAAUAAAACUA
Molecule: messenger RNA, 1204 nt
Organism: Bombus huntii
Lineage: Eukaryota; Metazoa; Arthropoda; Insecta; Hymenoptera; Apidae
Product: protein takeout-like
Exons: 3
Coding region: 11-769 (252 amino acids)
Source: RefSeq, a predicted model, not a curated record